Enhydra lutris kenyoni (northern sea otter) is the source of this 4206-nucleotide messenger RNA. RefSeq names its product monooxygenase DBH like 1. Gene Ontology annotation, molecular function: dopamine beta-monooxygenase activity; copper ion binding. The coding region runs from base 1 to 1881 and encodes 626 amino acids. Lineage: Eukaryota; Metazoa; Chordata; Mammalia; Carnivora; Mustelidae. The transcript has 12 exons. The record is from RefSeq and is a predicted model, not a curated record. Gene Ontology annotation, biological process: octopamine biosynthetic process; norepinephrine biosynthetic process; dopamine catabolic process. Gene Ontology annotation, cellular component: secretory granule membrane.
AUGUGCGGCUGGCCGCUGCUCCUGCUUUGGGGGCUGCUCCCCGGCGCAGCGGUGGCCGGGGGCUUGGGCCGGGCCCUCCCGCACCGCACCCUCCUCGACUCCGAGGGCAAGUACUGGCUGAGCUGGGGCCCCCGGGGCGGCCGGCUCGCCUUCCGCCUCGAGGUGCGCACCGCCGGCUACGUGGGCUUCGGCUUUUCGCCCACCGGGGCCAUGGCCGGGGCGGACAUCGUCGUGGGCGGCGUGGCCCACGGGCGGCCCUACCUGCAGGAUUAUUUUACAAAUGCAAAUAGAGAGUUGAAAAAAGAUGCUCAACAAGAUUACCACCUGGAAUAUGCCAUGGAAAAUAGCACCCACACAGUAAUAGAAUUUACCAGAGAGCUGCAUACAUGUGACCUCAAUGACAAGAGUAUAACGGAGAGCACUGUGAGAGUGAUCUGGGCGUACCACCAUGAAGAUGUGGGAGAAGCCGGUCCCAAGUACCAUGACUCUAAUCGUGGCACCAAGAGUCUACGGCUGUUGAAUCCUGAGAAAACCAACGUGUUAUCUACAGCCAUACGAUACUUUGACCUGGUGAAUCAGGACGUCCCCAUCCCAAACAAAGGUACAACCUAUUGGUGCCAAAUGUUUAAGAUUCCUGUGUUCCAAGAAAAGCAUCAUGUAAUAAAGGUGGAGCCGCUGAUAGAGAGAGGCCACGAGAGUCUGGUCCACCACAUCCUGCUCUAUCAGUGCAGCAGCAGCUUUAACGACAGUGUCCUGGACUAUGGCCACGAGUGCUACCACCCUAACAUGCCUGAUGCCUUCCUCACCUGCGAGACCGUUAUUUUUGCCUGGGCCAUUGGUGGAGAGGGUUUUUCCUAUCCACCUCAUGUUGGAUUAUCCCUUGGCACUCCGUUAGAUCCUCGUUAUGUGCUCCUGGAGGUCCAUUAUGACAAUCCGACUUAUAAGGAGGGCUUAAUAGAUAAUUCUGGACUGAGGUUAUUUCAUACAGCAGACAUAAGGAAGUACGAUGCUGGGGUGAUCGAGGCUGGCCUCUGGGUAAGCCUCUUCCACACCAUCCCUCCAGGGAUGCCUGAAUUCCGGUCCGAGGGUCACUGCACUCUGGAAUGCCUAGAAGAGGCUCUGGAAGCUGAGAAGCCAAGUGGAAUCCAAGUGUUUGCUGUUCUUCUCCACGCUCACCUGGCUGGCAGGGGCAUCAGGCUCCGUCAUUUUCGCAAAGGGGAGGAAAUGAGAUUACUGGCUUAUGAUGAUGAUUUUGACUUCAAUUUCCAGGAGUUUCAGUAUCUAAGGGAAGAACAAACAAUCUUACCCGGAGAUAAUCUAAUUACCGAGUGUCGUUACAACACAAAAGAUAGAGCCCGGAUGACUUGGGGAGGAUUAAGCACCAGAAAUGAAAUGUGUCUCUCAUACCUUCUUUAUUACCCAAGAAUUAAUCUUACUCGGUGUGCAAGUAUUCCAGACAUUAUGGAACAACUUCAGUUCAUUGGUGUUAAGGAGAUCUAUAGGCCAGUCACGACCUGGCCUUUCAUUAUCAAAAGCCCCAAGCAGUAUAAAAACCUUUCUUUCAUGGAUGCAAUGAAUAAGUUUAAAUGGGCUAAAAAGGAAGGUCUUUCCUUCAACAAGCUUGUCCUUAGCUUGCCAGUGAACGUGAGAUGCUCCAAGACAGACAAUGCAGAGUGGUCGAUUCAAGGGAUGACAGCGUUACCUCCCCACGUGGAAAGACCGUAUAAAGCAGAGCCUUUGGUGUGUGGAGCCUCUUCUUCCUCUUCCGUGCACAGAAAUGGCUCUUUUGAGCUUCUCGUGGGCUUCAUGGCACUCGGUAGCUUGCUGCACAGCACACGCUUAUGGUCCUCAUUCUGUGCCUGGGGACGAUGUUUCCUGUGAUCCGAGCGUGUGGGUUAAAGACACUGUGGGCACGAAGAGAGAGCAUGAGGCGUGUGGAGAACUUCCGGUCACACACUCCCUUCCUCUCUGUGUCCAUCCUUCCCCGUCUACCUGAGAGAUGUUGACUGAGUUCUCUCCUUUCGCUCAGAUGUGUCUGAUCACAUGUAUCUGCUGCCAAUAAAGCAAAACUAGACUGACUUAACACAACCUUUUUAACAAUUUGGACAAAGUCAAGUGGAAGGGAAAGAGUUCUUUAUUUCUUUCCAUGUUUCAUUUUAUUUAAAGACUCAUCAUCAUUAUUUCACUUUUUCUUUGGUGAUUUGGCUUCCAGAUUCCUUUCUUAAAAGGAAUCUUAAUCUUAAAAUGCUUUCAUCUUAAAAAUGUAAAAGAAAGUACGUUCUCUUCCAUGUUUCGUCUUCUUUAUUGUUCUUUGGGUGUGACUUCCCCAGUGUAACAAUGGUCCUUUCUUUCCUUCAGUGUUGAUCCAUCUGUGCCCUUUCUGUGAAAAACUGAUGGGCCCCUGACCUCAGUGCGUUUCAGUGUUACCCAUUCCAGCUUCUCGGUUUAUCUGGGUCUACUAGUACUCCCGAACUACCCCAAACCCAUCUUAAACAAUUUCUUUUUCCUUCCCCACCCAGCAUUGGCCAGGUGAGUUUUUUUCUUGAGCUCUGUUACCCUCUAAAAAGAAAGAAGCUAUGGGAAACACAGAAAUGGUAUAUAAUGGUUGUAGGCUGAGGAGAAAACAUAGCUGGCUGCAGAUCCUGUGCUGUGAGGGGUCCUUCAUGAGGUUCCAGGUCAAAGGCCCAGUAAUUCGAGCCAUUGUAGGAGGGUGUGAGGUCCCUGUAGGACCUCACUGACCAGGUUGGGUGUCAUGCGUGAGACAUCCUGGCUCAAUUUGAGUCAUAGUUGCUAUGGUAGAUUUAUUUUUAUAUUAGUUAAUAAACUAACUUUCCUUAGUAAAGUCGUUGCCAGUGGAAAAUCGUGUCACUUUUUAGGUUCCCUUUGUGUAGUUCAGCCAAAUCUCAUUGUAUGUCCUUUCCUCAUUUCUUAAGCUAAGUCUGUUUGGAUCAUAUUAAUAAACUAAAUAAAAUUAAAUGUUUGUGUGGUAUCUUGUACACUCCUUGAGGGAAGUAAGAUAUUCCAUACUGAUGUGUCCAGUCAAAUGGAUUAAGAAUGUUGCAUUUUUGUAUUCCAUUUGUAAGCCCUUUCUCUCUUGCAAACAGUGUCUUCAAUACAAACUAUCGUCUUUUAAAUAAAUACUGUAUUUUGGAGGGUUUCCUUCAUGGUUCUCAGAAUUUAUCCACCUAAUGAAAUGUGUGUAAUAUUUAUGAGGUGUAUUUCAUGGUUAACUUUACUUGUUUUUAUUUCAUAACUGGUAUAUCGAAUUCUAUGAUUUUCCAUCCAAAUAUUUGUAUAAGAAACACGAUAAUCCCAAACACUUCCCAGUUGAGACUUCAUGUUUAUUUUUACUUCAGACUGUCUGAAUUUGAGAUGUCAAAGUAAAGCGAUUUCCUUUGGAAAUUAUGGAAUAAUACAUUGUUUUCAUUGUUCUUUGUGAGGAAGGUGAAUAUACAGGCUAGAAAGGGAUACAGGAAUUUUAGAAGUUUGCAUUGGUGGAUUCAGGGAAUCUCCUUUUUCAGUUGAUGUUACUAAGAAUAAAGCUGACAUUCUUUUUCUCUUAGGAAUUCUUAUGAAUGUAUCAUUGUGAGGCAUUGACUCUAUAUUUGAAAUUAGGAUAGGUUAUCUGUUGAAAAUCCGGUAGGAUUCUGAUUAUAUUCUAAGUUAGUUUUCUCUUACAGUGAGUAGACCUUCCUGAAGAGCCCAGGCUUUCUACUCUGCCCUCGGUCAUGUUGCAUGACCUGUUUCCUAUGCUAGCGGGAUUUCCUGAGACCAAAGGCAGAUCAGAAUCUCCAGGUCCGAUGGUCCCUGCUGUGAUCCUUAAUGCAGGAAGUGUAGGAAACACGUAGGUGAUGACACCAAUAUUCAUCAAAGCUAGAUGAGGUUCAGGGGUACCUUGGAUGAUCACUCUCUCUGAAGGAGUCUCUGGCAGGAUCAAGAGAGUCCUAGUGGUGAUAAGAGAGAUGCAGUCUGCAGAUGGAAACCUAUUAAGACCUUUGAACUUCAUCUUAAUGACUAUGGAGGCCAACGAUGAGUGGCAAACAGAAGGACAUAGGGAAGCAUGGUAAUUGCGUUGUACCUAAUUGUACUGUACAAUUUGUUCACCCAAAUUUAUUGUUGGAUACAGAAGCCAUCUCCUGUUUUCUAGUAUGAUAAACAUUGUUGUGAUUGUAAGUAUUUCCUUACAAUAAAUUACUCUAAGUAUAA